This is a messenger RNA of Racocetra fulgida, 250 nucleotides long. The record is from the annotation of a GenBank genome assembly. Lineage: Eukaryota; Fungi; Glomeromycota; Glomeromycetes; Diversisporales; Gigasporaceae.
UAUGUUUUCUGAAUUUAAUGAUAUGAAUAACAAGAAUUAUUUUGCCAAGAGUGCUUUUUUUGAAUUCAAUGAUAUGAAUAAUGAACUGUUAGUAUCCAAUGAGAUUUCUUAUUUAACAGAAGUUACUGAAUCGAAUAUAGUUGAAGCUAUAGAAGAUACUGAAGAUGCAACUGAAGUCAUAGAAGGUACUAAAGAUGCAACUGAAGCUAAUGAAGGUGAUAACGAAAAGAUUUUAUAUCUAUUACAUUAA